GAGUUGUUGGAAUAAUUGUGUAAGAAAGUCCUGCGGGUCACCACAGCGCAGUGAGGGCAACUCUGACGCUCAUGAAGCUACUCUGCGCCAUUUUGACUACUGGCAGCUGAGCCGGCUAGCUGGGUAAGAGGCCAACUGCUGUUCAACUUUCAAGGAUGUUUAGGGCCCGCUGGGUCCUGACUUGGUCUUGUCCCAUAAGGCCAUUGCUGCUAUUACGAGAAUCUCCCUUCUCUGCGUUGUCUAAACACACUGCUUCUGGAUGGCAGGGUGCAAGAGAUGUAAAGAAUAGGAGAUAUGAAGCGACCCGAGGAAGAAAGGAGGGGUCAUCACUAAACACAGAGACUGUAUCCUGUUUAACACAGCUGCCUUUAUGUAACGUGGACUGUAAUAAUCCGAAAGAUGCUUCAUUUCAAAACCUCCUAUCCAAAGCCAGUUUGUCCAGCAAUCAUCACCUCCCUCAGGUUUCUGGCUCUGCAAAAGCCAAACAAGCAUAUCCCUCUUUGAAAUCUACUGCAGUGAAAGCUACAGUUGAAAACCACAAGACUGUGAGCACUUACCAGAACUGUUUUAUCAACAAAACGUUUCUUCAACCCUGGAGAAGGGCUUGGGAUGUGAGCCAACCGUCACUCAGUUUCACCGAUAAGACUCAGUGUAACCCUCUUCAAAGCCAUUUAUAUAGCAGACAGCACUUUGUUAGAUCGUUCAGCUUGUCGACACACAGGCCAUGGAUUUUUAACCAAUUAAAUAGCAGACAACAACCUUCUAGCCUCUCUUCCCACAAAACCAGAGGCGUCCAUCAGGCUGCCCCUCAGGUGGCCGACACCUGGAGAGAUUGUCUGUCGCAUGAGAAUGAAAACAGGUGUCGACAGAGACUGGGGCCCAAUGUGAAGCUGUACGAAGUGGAUAAGGGGAAACAGCGGGCAAGCCAGGGAAAGAACCAGGGGAGAUGGGCCUCAGUCCUAGUUUCUCUGUGCUCUGAUCAUGGGGAGCCUGCAUUUCUCUUUACUCUGCGCUCCAGCACACUGAAGGGCAGGCACAAGGGAGAUGUCAGUUUUGCAGGAGGAAAGAGUGAUCCAUCAGAUGUGGAUGUGGUGGACACAGCGUUGAGGGAAGCCAGGGAGGAGCUUGGUGUUUCUGUGGCAACAGAGAAGGUCUGGGGCAUCCUGAAGCCUCUCAGGGACAUGUCAGGCAUGAUGAUAGCUCCUGUGCUUGUUAACCUCGGGCCCCUCGAGGAGAUGUCCUUCAAACCGAACCCUGGAGAGGUGGAGGAGAUUUUCACCCUGUCCUUGUCCCACUUGUGUAACCCUCAGAACCGUGGCUACACACACUUCCGCACCGGCAACAAGUAUGGAUACACCGUCCCAGUGUUUCGUAACGGGAAGCAUCGAGUGUGGGGUCUGACAGCCAUCGCUCUAGACCAUACCCUCAAACUUAUCAUCCCUUCUUAGCAGCAACUUCUUUACACUUGACAGUACACCCCUAAUGUGACUUAAAGAUUUCAUAAUAAUGUGCAAUCCAGCGCUGGAAUCGGUUCAUGAUUUCAUUUAUGAAGGUGAGGUCCUCUCCAGUAAGGAGAAGGAUUUUUCCAUUUGUGCACUUUCUUUCUCAUUGAUAAAGAGCUGGCGUUGGAAAUCUUUCAAUAAUUUGAAGACAUAUGAAGUAACAACAUUGAAAAGCUAUCCUUAUACUUUAUUAUACCUCAUUGUUGGACUGCUUUCAUUUUCAAAUCCGUACACAUCCUUUUCAAUUCAGCUUGAAAUCUUAUGUUACCAAUUAAAAGUAUUUAAACAAGUUAAA
Molecule: messenger RNA, 1797 nt
Organism: Gymnodraco acuticeps
Lineage: Eukaryota; Metazoa; Chordata; Actinopteri; Perciformes; Bathydraconidae
Gene: nudt8
Product: nudix (nucleoside diphosphate linked moiety X)-type motif 8
Exons: 5
Coding region: 156-1448 (430 amino acids)
Molecular function (GO): coenzyme A diphosphatase activity
Source: RefSeq, a predicted model, not a curated record